AUGGCCUCCAACUACAAGAUGAAAGGGUUCUUCAAGGGCUUCAAGAUCAUCUCCCAGAUCUUCGCGGCCAAGGAGCAGGAGAUGGUGAUCGGCCGGCCGACGGACGUGAAGCACGUCGCGCACAUCGGCUGGAGCAGCUCCACGCCGGGGACGCUCACGGGGAAUGCUUCUCCAAGCUGGAUGAAUGUCAUCGAGGGAUCAUCUGAUUUCUCGUCUCUGGGCUACUUCGCGCCAUCAGCGGGGACCUCCUGGACUUCUCAAGACUUCGACCAGCAGCACCAACUCCCACGAGACAUGUUGCCUCUCGGGAUAGCUUCAGAGAUCACCAGGGAAGACGUGGCAGCAGCUCCGUGCCCUGAUGUUCCACGCCCGCCACCGAGAAAGACAAGGCGAAAGAAGAAAACAACGAUUGGCUCUCUGGUGAAUUCGUCAAUGCCAAAUGAUUCAUCUGCAUCAGCCUCGACGGCAGCAACAACCGUCGUUGCCGAUUCCAUUGACACCAAUGGCGUGAUGUGGUGA
Messenger RNA from Triticum turgidum subsp. durum (durum wheat), 519 nucleotides. Lineage: Eukaryota; Viridiplantae; Streptophyta; Magnoliopsida; Poales; Poaceae. The record is from the annotation of a GenBank genome assembly.